AUGUCUUCUGUCAACAGCGACAAUUUCCUGGCCGUCGCGCUUGUCAUAAACCGCUCUCGUGAUGGUCCCGCCUUUGUCUUCCACUAUCCAGAGCAGGUGCAGCCCACAUCCAAUGCCACCGAGCAGCCUGAUCCAAAUGAAAUGGAGGACAUUCUUCUCGAGCGACUGUCACAGCCGGCGGACCGCGACGGCGUAGCUGGUACUGACAGUGACGAUUUGCCCCCCAGGUACUGGAAACAUGACGAGCAUAUCAUGACCGACUCUGGCUCACAAAUUGUCCCCUGGGAGCAUGUCGCGGGUUUCCCUGCGCGGGAUCUAGCCAGCAUUUUAACACCAGCUCGAGCUUAUCACAAGACCCAGUUCCAGCUCUCCCUGGACCCUCUCUACUGCGUGUCAUAUCCUGUCCAUGUACCUGAAAAUGGUAAGUGGAAAAAGGCCAAGAAAGUCGAUAAAGAUGGCGGCAGCUCCAAAGCUGGCAAUGAGCGAACUGCUCCCCAAGAACCAGAGAGCGCCUCUAGUAAGCCUGAGGAGGCUCCCAAGGACAAAGACGGGAAGAAUGCCAGGGAUGAAUCAGACGAGGAGAAACGCAGCUCCAUGACCAUGUUUAAUCUAGUAUUCAUCCUUCAGCCCAGAAAGCAUGAUAUCAAGGGCCUCGUGGAUACCCUUUACUCCAACAUUGUAAAGAAAGCCAACAAGGCAUACAUGUAUAGCCAGCAGCACAGUGAUUUUGUUUGGAAGGAAUCCAAACGUAUCCUCGCCGCCAAGGAGAAAGCCCGUGAGGAACAGAAGAAGAUGAGCGUUCUUUGGAAAGAAAUCCUCCACAGCUCAUCUCUGGCGGCAUCCAUGCACGACAUUUACGAGGCAGUCUCUCAGAACAGAAUUGCCGCUCUCCAUCUCGACACCGCCGAUGGGGUUUUGACCCCUUCCUUCCAGAUCCCCAUCCCAUUCUAUGUGCCUGACAUCCCUCAAGAUACUGAUCAAGAUCAACGCGGGCUUUGGCUCACAUCAGCAAACGCCUUCCUGAGCCAGGAUGCGAUUGAGGAACCGGGGUUUCUGGACCGUAACUUCGCACUGCUUCUCAUGGACGACGAGAAGAAGAUUAUUUCUGAACUUCAGGCUGAUCCGGAUAUGACAACGGUGUCUAUGGUCGAGUUUGUUCGCUUGUCGAAGCCCACAAUGUCUUUCUAUCAAGUUGCACAGAGCAAUGUCUUAACCCUCAAUCAAGUUCGCGAGUACGCUCAGCACUUCAUUUUCUGGCGCCGCGCUAUCGCCAUCCCACCACUUCAUGCUCGGGACGUCUAUAUUGUCUCGCCAAACUGCGACCCUCGCCGCCUACCCCAGGAUAGCAUUGAAUGGCAGCGUCUCUUCCCCGUUGCCCCCCCCUUGCCCAACUUCCUCAGCGAGCUCUCACAGAGCCCCCGGCCAUACAAGCACUUCUCCCCCAGCAAGGCCCAUCGCCCCUCAUUCCUCCUCAUGCUGGCGUGGCUCAUGCGCCGUGGCUGGGUCACACAGCUAUGCACCUUUGCCUACGUCAUAGUCUGGCCAGAGAUUAUAUACGAAGUCGAUUACGAGAUGGAAGCUGAGGAACUAGCCGCGGCCCGCGAGAAAGCCGCUUCUGAGGCAGCUGAACAUGAGGACCCGUCACAUCACCAACGCCGCCACUCCAAAGACCAAGUCCCCGCCACCCCCUUGUCGGCCGAACCUGUCUCAGAAGCCAGCUCACCCACCACAGCCACCGACUCUCAGCCCCCGACGACCGCUGAACACGCGGCUGAAAUGGCACGUCUCGAACGCAUCGCAGCCAAGGCGCACCACGAGGCCACGGAGAAAGCCAUCGCGCACGGCCGCAAGUUUGUCCCAAUUGCCACUGCCCACCCGUCACUCAACGAUGCCCUUCACCUCAAGGGCAUCACGCCUCACAUUAUCCUUGAUGCCAAGAAAGCCACGGGACUGGAGUCCCGCUAUUUAUCUGCCAUAUCCUCGCGGUUCAAGGACGAAAAGCUCAAGGGCGCGUGGCAGACCUUCUGUAGGUACUUUGAUGGGAGGUGUGCUUUGGAGAGGAUCGCGUUGCAGGAGGAUAUGAAGCGAAAAGAGGCCUGGAACCAACUCACGGCAAUGACCGAGUAUAUUUUGUGUACAAGACACUGGUAA
Clonostachys rhizophaga is the source of this 2151-nucleotide messenger RNA. The record is from the annotation of a GenBank genome assembly. NCBI's taxonomy places the organism in Eukaryota, Fungi, Ascomycota, Sordariomycetes, Hypocreales, Bionectriaceae.